UCCAAACCCCGCAAGGGACCCUGGGCCGGGGUCGCCGGGUGAGAGGCGGCUUGGCGUUGGGGCGCCGGUCUGGGCGCACAGGUGCCUCGGCGGUCUGGCGGGUUUGUUUACAAACAAUGGGGUGCGGACUCGGCAGCGCCCCCUGGCGGCCAGUGCGACCCCGGGGAAAAGGGUCGACCCCGGGGGUGCCCCAGCCCCCAAAGUCCGGGAGGGGCGGGGGGGCGGCACGGAGGGGCGGCCACACCCAGGGCGCGCGCCCGCUGGGGGCGGCGACGGGGGCGGCUCGCGGGCCGUGGAGUCUGCGGCUCCUGCGGGCGGGGGCUGCGCCCCAGCAACAGCCGGUUAUUGGCCCCGCGCUCGCCUGGCGGGCGGGGCGGGCGCACGUGGCGGCGGUGGGGGGGGCUGUGACAGCGGAGGGGGGCGUCUGGGACCGCCGUGGGAGCGCGCGUGUGCGGGGUUGUGGAUCUGCAGGCCCCAGGGAGCGCCAUGGCCCGCGCACGCCAGGAGGGCAGCUCCCCGGAGCCCGUAGAGGGCCUGGCCCGCGACGGCCCGCGCCCCUUCCCGCUCGGCCGCCUGGUGCCCUCGGCAGUGUCCUGCGGCCUCUGCGAGCCCGGCCUAGCUGCCGCCCCUGCCGCCCCCGCCCUGCUGCCCGCUGCCUACCUCUGCGCCCCCACCGCCCCACCCGCCGUCACCGCCGCCCUGGGGGGCCCCCGCUGGCCUGGGGGUCCUCGCAGCCGGCCCCGAGGCCCGCGCCCGGACGGUCCUCAGCCCUCGUUCUCGCUGGCGGAGCAGCACCUGGAGUCGCCCGUGUCCAGCGCCCCGGGGGCCCUGGCGGGCGGUCCCACCCAGGCGGCUCCGGGAGUCCGCGGGGAGGAGGAACAGUGGGCCCGGGAGAUCGGGGCCCAGCUGCGGCGGAUGGCGGACGACCUCAACGCGCAGUACGAGCGGCGGAGACAAGAGGAGCAGCAGCGGCACCGCCCCUCGCCCUGGAGGGUCCUGUACAAUCUCAUCAUGGGACUCCUGCCCUUACCCAGGGGCCACAGAGCCCCCGAGAUGGAGCCCAAUUAGGUGCCUGCACCCGCCCGGUGGACGUCAGGGACUCGGGGGGCAGGCCCCUCCCACCUCCUGACACCCUGGCCAGCGUGGGGGACUUUCUCUGCACCAUGUAGCAUACUGGACUCCCAGCCCUGCCUGUCCUGGGGGCGGGCCAGGGCAGCCACUCCAGCCCCAGCCCAGCCUGGGGUGCACUGACAGAGAUGCGGACUCCUGGGUCCCUGGCCAAGAAGCCAGGGGAGGGAGGGCUGAUGGACUCAGCAUUGGAAGGUGGCGGUGACCGAGGGGGUGGGGACUGAGCCACCCGCCUCUGCUGCCCACCACCAUCUCAGGAAAGGCUGUUGUGCUGGUGCCCAUUCCAGCUGCAGGGGUGACACUAGAGGGGGGGUCUCCUCUCAGUGCUCCUUCACUCUGGGCCUGGCCUAAGGCCCCUGGUGCUUCCCCCCCUCCUCCUGGGAGGGGGCCUGUGAAGAGCAAAUGAGCCAAAUGUGACCACUAGCCUCCUGGAGCCAGAGAGUGGGGUGCGUUUGCCGGUUGCUCCAGCCCGGCGCCCAGCCAUCUUCCCUGAGCCAGCCGGCGGGUGGUGGGCAUGCCUGCCUCACCUUCAUCGGGGGGGGGUGGCCAGGAGGGGCCCAGACUGUGAAUCCUGUGCUCUGCCCUCGACCGCCCCCCGCCCCAUCAAUCCCAUUGCAUAGGUUUAGAGAGAGCACGUGUGACCACUGGCAUUCAUUUGGGGGGUGGGAGAUUUUGGCUGAAGCCGCCCCAGCCUUAGUCCCCAGGGCCAAGCGCUGGGGGGAAGACGGGGAGUCAGGGAGGGGGGGAAAUCUCGGAAGAGGGAGGAGUCUGGGAGUGGGGAGGGAUGGCCCAGCCUGUAAGAUACUGUAUAUGCGCUGCUGUAGAUACCGGAAUGAAUUUUCUGUACAUGUUUGGUUAAUUUUUUUUGUACAUGAUUUUUGUAUGUUUCCUUUUCAAUAAAAUCAGAUUGGAACAGUG
Symphalangus syndactylus (siamang) is the source of this 2046-nucleotide messenger RNA. It is a transcript of the gene BBC3, whose product is annotated as BCL2 binding component 3. Gene Ontology annotation, biological process: positive regulation of apoptotic process; positive regulation of release of cytochrome c from mitochondria; execution phase of apoptosis. The record is from RefSeq and is a predicted model, not a curated record. Gene Ontology annotation, cellular component: mitochondrion. Lineage: Eukaryota; Metazoa; Chordata; Mammalia; Primates; Hylobatidae.